This is a messenger RNA of Miscanthus lutarioriparius, 381 nucleotides long. NCBI's taxonomy places the organism in Eukaryota, Viridiplantae, Streptophyta, Magnoliopsida, Poales, Poaceae. The record is from the annotation of a GenBank genome assembly.
AUGGCCGAUGCAGUGGGCAUCAUUACCAAGAUUAUCGAAGCUGCUCUCAAGAUCAAGAGAGCAGCAGACACGGUGAAGCAGAAUGAGGAUACAUGCAAGCAGAUAAUAAGCCGCGCUGAGAUACUCUGCGACACGUUGUCGCAGCACCAGGAUAACAGGGAGCUGAUGAACAACUCGGCAAUAAGAAAGGCACUUGAGGCCCUGGACGAAACCCUUGGUGAGGCCUUGCAGCUGGUCAUUGAUUGCCAGGAGGAGACCAACGUCGUGUGCCUUUACUUCAAAUCCGGGGACCUGUCCGAGCGGUUAAAAAAAGGUGGAGCAGCAUAUAUCCAGGAAGAGCACGGACGCAAUGUUGACCAUCAUGGGCUUCCUUUUAAGUAA